CGUGCUUUUAUUUUGAAGGACAACCUGCAGUUGGAGAGCGUUACGUCACGUGCGGCGCAAGUCCUUCACCCGUCUUGUUGCUGAGGUCAGCCGCAGGAGCGGAUAAGCAACCAGGAAAGGGAGCGGAGCUUGUGGAGGAAACCAGAUAAUCGGCUCCGGUGGAAUGACGGUGAACAUCGACUCGUUGCCAAGUCAUGGAUAAAGUGCUGCCAAAAUGACACAGGAAACCCUGACAAGCUCCCUGCUGUCCAUCAAAGCCGCUGCUCUGCGCAUGGUUGACCUCCCAGUGUCCGUCUACAGCUCCCUGACACAGGUGAGCGUCAGCGCCGGCACCAAGAAGCUGGUGGCGGCCACAACCUUGGGUACCAUCUCACUCCUCUUCCUCGCUCGCCGCUUUAAAAGGAGGAAGGGCAAAAAGAAGGGUCAGUGGGACCAGGCUGCUUUUGAGUUGGUCUCCCCAGCUGCUGCAGAAAACGAUAACACCAGCCAAGACAUCAGUGUCUCCUUCAACUCCAAGAAUGGCAGCUCAGCUGGUUCUGGGCUGGUUCUCACCACCAGAGACUACAGUAAACUAUCCGGGUCUAUGACGAGCCUGGCUUCGGUAAAAAGUGUGAACUCGUCCAGCAGCAGCACCUGUGCAAAUGAAUCCAUCAGUUGGGAAGGAGGGAGGGAUGCUGAUGUGUGCAGCGUGGUCAACUUGUCUGUUACUACACCUGAAAAUCUCUACCUUAUGGGCAUGGAUUUAUUUGAGGAGGCGCUGCAGCACUGGGAGGAGGCGCUGACGUUCAGGAGCAGACAGGGGGACGAAGACACCAUCUGCACUUCUGUCAAAACAGGAGCCGGAGAUGCAAUUGCUGAACAGAGCAUGGAGGACGUCAUCAGCGCAGAGUUUAUCCUCAGGCUGAAGUCUCUGCUGCAGCGGGCUUAUCGCCUGCAGGAGGAGUUUGAGGGAGUGCUAGGGAUGUCGGAGCCUUCGUCCCACAGCAGCAGCCAGGAUCAAAUGGCGGACCUUCUGGCCAGAGAGGACCUGGACGACGUCUGUCUUAGAGACAGCCUCAGCAUCGCUUCAAAUGACUCUUUUGUGUCUGCAGCCGAGAUGUCGGAGCACAGAGAUCUAAGGAGCACUUUUCCUCUGGGACAUCAUCCGUUUUACGAGGAGGCGCUGCAGAUGGCCGAGGAGGGCAAGAUUUCCUGCAGGGUGCUUCGAACUGAAAUACUGGAGUGUCUCGGCGACUUGGACUUCCUGGCUAAGCUGCACUGUGUUCGGCAAGCAUGUGAGCUCAUCUUGAGCGACAGGUCGACUAGAACAUUCCUCGCUGACACUGGGAAGAAAAUCCUGUCUUCAAUAAUAGUCAAAGCUCAGAAAAGUCCAAAAAGAUUUGAAGAAGUGUUUGAGGAGUUGAUUUUCUUUCUGGAGCAAACGGAUCAUUGGGAAGACACAGAGUUGGAACUCGCUUCUAGAGGGGUUAGGCAUUUAAACUUCUAUGACGUUGUUCUGGACUUUAUCCUGAUGGAUUCCUUUGAGGACCUGGAAAAUCCUCCCAUCUCCAUCCAGAACGUGAUCAACAACCACUGGCUUAACAGCUCCUUUAAAGAGACGGCAGUGGCAUCAAGCUGCUGGUCGGUACUGAAGCAGAAGAGACAGCACUUGAAGGUGUCCAACGGCUUCAUCGCCCAUUUCUACACGGUGUGUGAACAGAUCAGCCCAGUCCUGGCAUGGGGCUUCCUGGGCCCAAAGAGCUCUCUGCACGAGUUCUGCUGCUUCUUUAAGGACCAGGUGCUUCACUUCCUGAAGGACGUUUUUGACCUGGAUAAAGUGCGUUACUCCUCAGUGGAGACCCUGGCAGAGGACAUGCUCCAUCUCCUGCACCGGCGUUCUGAGCUGCUGUUGGCCUACCUGGGAGCCGACGCUCUGCGGCCCCUCAGUGGCUGCAGCCCCCUGCAGGUGCAGCUGGUCCCCAGCAAUUUGCUGGAGGCACAAGUACAGUAACCUGCCAAUUGAAUCCACUGACUUCAACCAUCGGACCAAAGAAAGUUCCUUUCCAAACCAUGAAGUGUAAAACAGACUUGCUGUGUGCUUUGUGGGUCUGCCUUCAUCAGUGUCCUCUUUUCUCAGUGCCAUAGUAGUGAAAUAUCACUCAGCAAUUUGUACUUUUAGCCUGGGGUGUUGCGCUUUGUAAAUGAACUUCUAUUUAUUGCAGUUGCGAGCCAUUAAACACUACAGGGAAAGUAUUUGCUCAUCUGUCUGAAUAGAAAGCCAAAAGAAGCAGGGUUUAUUUCAGGUGUUGCAUUGAUCUGCAAGAGCUUCAAACAUGCAGUAGGCGUCAUCUUUAUGUAAUGUGUUCAUCUUCCUGAACACUAGCAAUGCAAUAAUAGAUUUAUAUGCUAUUUAGCACCAUUGUUGCUGUAAACUACUUGAAAAGGGAAAGUUUCCUUCUGACUGAAGAAGCUGACAGUCUGAUAUAAAACUAGUUGGGCUGUGAGCAGCUUGUGCCGGUCCCUUUUUACUGAGCACAAGAAGCCUUACCAUGAAAGCUAUUAUGUCACUAAAUAUCAGCUGAAAAACAUCUUCCUUCUGGGGAAUAUGAUUGACUGCCAUGCAGAGAAAGCUCACGUCAAAGCUUGUGUGUUGGUGUAAAUUUUUUUUUCUCCCUCACAAGUCAGAACCACCAACACCUUUGACUUAAUACAGUCACUCCAGGAUAAAAAGGGAAAACAUCAAUUUUCAAAGUAAUUUGUGAUUAGCAUCUAUUGUAACAUGUUUUAGUCAAUAUUAGCUGUUAAAAAAUAGAUGGUGAAUAUUUAAAAUACAUUGACUGUUGUAAUAUAAUCUAAACACCAUCAAUAUCAAUUGUCACAACUUUAGACUGUUGGUAUCCAAUAUUAAAAUAUUGCCAAUAGAGAGAAAGUUGUCUGCUGUACUUGAUUCUGGCAUGUUCUUUGAGUUGAUCAUUAUCCUCACCAAAACAGUUGGAGAGGAUUCAGGUCUGGGGGAUAAAGAGCCAUAGAAAGCAGCUUUUAACUAUUGAAAAACCUUCUGGUUAAUUCUAGCAGUAAAUUAUGGAAGAGCAUAAGGGCCACUAGGGGGAAUAAAAAAAAAGUCAGAAUUCUGACUUUCUCACAAUUCUGACUUUGAUCCCAGAAUUUAGGAUCUUGAUGUAGAUGGGCACCAUCAAAGAACAGAUGUGGGGGCACUCAGCUUCACUGUCAAAGAUGUGAGUCGUUAGGGAGGGCCAGUAACACAUUGGUGGAAAUUGACGCAAUUACGCAACUUUUUACGUGCCAAGGGAUCCCUGGUGAUGCCAUUUCACUAAUGGAAGAGCAGAAGGUGAUUAAAACAAGAGAGCUAGUUUAGUCUUUAAAACAGACAUGGCUACAGCGUGAUGCUAACAUGUUUGUUAGCUGUUAGAAUUCUGACUUUUUUUCCUCACACUGAAAUGAAAUUAAAUCAGUUAACCUUAUUUUUUCCAAUGAUUAGUAUUUUGCUCUCCAGCAGGGGGCACCAGAUCAUUACAAAAAUAUACUAGAAUAUCAGAAGUAAAUGCUUUAGUUUAAUUAGGGGCCCACAGUAUCACACCUCCACUACUGUAUGUUACAGUGGACCUGAGCUUUCUUUCCGUAGAUUCCUCUGUUCUCUACCAAAGUUAUAUCAGGCUUCUGUUGGUGCUGGCAGAAGAGGAGAGGCUGUCUUCCACUUAAGCUUUGGAUUUUCAUCUUUCUUUUAUUUUGUGUUAAAUACAGGUCACCAUCUGACCUGGUUAGGUAUUUAUAAAAAUUGUGUGCACUAGGAAAACUUUGUUUAUUCGUUUAAAGUUCCUAAGUGAAAGAUAUCCAAGAUGCUUUAGUCGCAUUAUACAAAACAGUUGGCAAAAAUGAUCCCAUCCUUCUGAGUCCUACAGGAACAACAAUUUCACUGAAUCACUGUCCUGAAAAUUAUUCAGAAAAAUUGAAGAUUUUUAAUUUACAAAUUUAACCGAUGAUCUGGUGGUGGGAUAAAAACUAGAUGUAGUUGCAACAUAGUAUUACGAUUCUUGAUCAUUAGAUCAGUAGCUUUGCAGGACUUGGGGCUCACAUUAAUUUCUACAUUAACUUAAAAAAAAUAAAGUUUGUAUACAAGUUAAAACAUGUUUAUUUUAAGGUUAGACCUGUGGCAUAUAUUCACUUCAAAAGGGGAAAAAAAGUGACUGUAAAUGAAGCAAAUAAAAA
Messenger RNA from Cyprinodon tularosa, 4206 nucleotides. It is a transcript of the gene miga1, whose product is annotated as mitoguardin 1. The record is from RefSeq and is a predicted model, not a curated record. Gene Ontology annotation, biological process: mitochondrial fusion. NCBI's taxonomy places the organism in Eukaryota, Metazoa, Chordata, Actinopteri, Cyprinodontiformes, Cyprinodontidae. The transcript has 16 exons. The coding region runs from base 215 to 1990 and encodes 591 amino acids.